This is a messenger RNA of Salvelinus fontinalis (brook trout), 492 nucleotides long. It is a transcript of the gene atp5mg, whose product is annotated as ATP synthase, H+ transporting, mitochondrial F0 complex, subunit g. The record is from RefSeq and is a predicted model, not a curated record. NCBI's taxonomy places the organism in Eukaryota, Metazoa, Chordata, Actinopteri, Salmoniformes, Salmonidae. Gene Ontology annotation, biological process: proton motive force-driven ATP synthesis. Gene Ontology annotation, molecular function: proton transmembrane transporter activity. The coding region runs from base 100 to 411 and encodes 103 amino acids. The transcript has 3 exons.
AGCCCCACUUGAAGGGUCCUUCUAGGUGGAGGUGACAUUCGCAGUUGCAGCAGACAAGCCGGUAAGAGAAGUCGUGAAAAUUACUCAAAAUAAAGCAUCAUGGCACAGGCAGUCCAGAAACUGGUGGCCAAAGUACCUAGUUUGAUUGGAGCCGCUGCUACCUACUCCAAGCCCCGUCUAGCGACCUUCUGGCACUACGCUAAAGUCGAGCUCGUGCCCCCUUCCCCUGCCGAGAUUCCCCAGGCCAUUGUUGGAAUCAAAAACAUUGUCACCGGUGUCAACAGUGGGCGCCUUGGACAGACCACAGUGAAGGAUGCGUUCAGAAAUGGAUUGGUGUGCACUGAAGUGUUGAUGUGGUUCUACAUUGGAGAGUGCAUCGGGAAAGGAGGCAUUGUUGGAUACGCCGUUUAAAUCUGACUGUCUUGUUGCUCUGCUCUUAACUUCCACCUCAACUGUGGAGAUCCAAUUAAUAAAUGUAUAUUGUUUAAAGAA